Molecule: messenger RNA, 6753 nt
Organism: Perognathus longimembris pacificus (Pacific pocket mouse)
Lineage: Eukaryota; Metazoa; Chordata; Mammalia; Rodentia; Heteromyidae
Gene: Ptprb
Product: protein tyrosine phosphatase receptor type B
Exons: 34
Coding region: 52-6705 (2217 amino acids)
Biological process (GO): angiogenesis; protein dephosphorylation
Molecular function (GO): protein tyrosine phosphatase activity; cadherin binding
Source: RefSeq, a predicted model, not a curated record
UGGGAGAAUUUUUUCCCCCUAAGCAAAGCUGGGACAGUUGUUAAGUGGAAAAUGGAGGCUGAAUUUUACAUGGCGAUUCUUACCUGCUUGAUCUUCAGGAACAUGGAGGGGUUUCAGAUUAUCCAUGUCCAGAAACAACAGUGCCUUUCCAUAAAUCAGAGAGUAAUCGUGGGCUCAUGCAAUGGGACCAGCCAGAAUCAGCAGUGGCUAUGGACUAAGGAUGAGAAGCUCCUCCAUGUUAAGUCUGCAUUGUGCCUGGGCAUCUCCAACUCCUCUCGUGGCCCUUCUCGGGCAGCCAUCUUCCUCCACUGCUCCCAGGCACCCAGAUGGACUUGCCAUGAGCAGGAUGGGUUCCUUCAGGUGGAAAAUACCUCUUUCUUUCUCAAGAAACAAGGUGCCAAGGUAGUAGUCAGGAAGGGCAACAAAUACCUCCAUAGCUGGAUGAAAAUAGAGGUCAACAAGGAAGGAAAACUGGUUAAUGAAAGCCUCUGCUCAAAAACAGCUGGCCCGGGAACAGAAGUUUUGGUGAGGAGCACGAGGAACACAGUUCCUCCCCAGAUCCUCAAUACUUCCAAUACAGUUCCGUAUAGCCCAGAAUACCUUGUCAGGAACACCACUGAGGCCUCUAUCGAGAAUGCCACAGAGGCCUACACACCAAACAGCAGCGCGUCCCACCACCACAGCCUACCCAUGACGGGCAUGGCGGACACAUCAUGGAUUCCACCAACUACGCGGCCUUUUUCCACCACCACUGAAGAGGCUGGACUGGCAGAGCCAGUGAGAUGUAACUUCACCGUGAUGGAAUCCAGGAUCUCCAGCCAGGCUGUGUCUCUCCAGUGGAAAACUACUUUCGGGUCAUCCUGCAACUUUAGCGUCCUCUACAGCAGUGAGACCUCCAGGGCGGCUUGGUGCUCCCCGAUUCAGAUAGACAAUACCACCUAUGGAUGUAACCCCAGGGAUUUACACGCAGGAACCACCUACAACUUCAAGAUUGUUUCUCUGGAUGGAGAAGAGAGCACUGUGGUCUUACAAACAGACCCUUUACCUCCUGCCAGGUUUGAAGUCAAGAGAGAGAAGAGUACUUCAACCAGCUUGCAGGUCUGGUGGACUCCUUCUCCUGGAAAAGUCACUUGGUAUGAAGUGCAAUUAUUUGAUGAUAACAACCAAAAGAUACAAGAGGUCCAAAUUCAAGAAAGUACUUCAUGGAAUGAAUAUACCUUUUUAAACCUCACUGCUGGUAGUAAUUAUAAUAUGGCCAUCACAGCUGUUUCUGGAGAUAAACGUUCUUCUACUGUUUAUACCAAUGGAUCAACAGCGCCAUCCCCAGUGAAUGAUAUUGGUAUUACCAAAAAAGCUAAUUCUCUCCUGGUUUCCUGGUUGCCUGGUCUUGGGAAUGUGGAACAAUACCAGCUGAUGCUGAUGGACAAAGGAACCCUAGUUCAUGACACUGUUGUAGAUAAACAUGGGACUUCUUAUGUUUUUCGUGGGCUAACACCUGGACAUCUCUACAAUCUCACCAUUGUGACCAUGGCUGUAGGACUGCAAAACUACAGGUGGAAACUAGUCAGGACAGCCCCAAUGGAAGUCUCGAAUCUGAAGGUGACAAAUGAAGGCAGCUUGACCUCUCUGAAAGUCAAGUGGCAAAAGCCCGCUGGAGAUGUGGACUCCUAUAAUGUUUCCCUGUCUCACCAAGGGUCCAUCGAGGAAUCCAGAGUAUUUGCUUCUCAGGUUACUGAAACUCACUUUAAAGACUUAGCCCCUGGAAGACUGUACCAAGUCACCAUCAGCUCUAUUUCUGGUGAACUGUCUGCUCAGAAGAUGGCAGUGGGCAGAACAGUUCCAGGUAAAGUUGAACAUCUGGAGGCCAACAACAAUGGUUGGAUGAGGUCCCUUGUGGUAAGCUGGUCGCCCCCUGCUGGAGACUGGGAGCAGUACCGUAUCCUGCUCUUCAAUGAUUCUUCGGUGCUGCUCAACACCACCAUAGGAAAGGAAGAAUCACAGUAUGCGGUAGAUGAUGCAGGGCUCAUACCUGGAAGACAGUAUGAGGUGGAAGUCAUUGUUGAGAGUGGAAAUCUGAAGAAUUCUGAGCGUUGCCAAGGCAGGACAGUUCCCCUGGCUGUCCUUCAGCUUCGUGUCAAACAUGCCAAUGAAACCUCAUUGGGCAUAAUGUGGCAGACACCUGUAGCAGAAUGGGAGGAAUACAUCAUUUCACUAGCUCACGGAGACCUUCUGCUCAUCCAUAAAUCACUCUCCAAAGAUGCUAAAGAGUUUACUUUCACGGACCUGAUGCCUGGCCAAAAAUACACUGCUACUGUCACCAGUAUUAGUGGAGACUUAAAAAAUUCCUCUUCAAUAACAGGAAGAACAGUGCCAGCUCAAGUGACUGGAUUGCAUGUGGCCAAUCAAGGAAUGACCAAUAGUCUGUUUACUAACUGGACCAAGGGAGCAGGAGACAUAGAGUUUUACCAGGUCUUACUGAUCCAUGAAAAUGUGGUCAUCAAGAAUGAAAGUGUGCCCAAUAAGACCAGCAGAUACAGUUUCCACUCGCUCAAACCAGGCAGCCUCUACUCCGUAGUGGUGACCACCGUGAGUGGAGGGAUGGCUUCGCGGCAAGUGGUGGUGGAAGGAAGAACAGUUCCUUCAAGUGUGAGUGGAGUGACGGUGAACAAUUCUGGUCGAAAUGACUACCUCAGCGUUUCCUGGCUGCCGGCCCCUGGAGAUGUGGAUAAUUAUGUUGUGACACUGUCCCAUGAGGGCAAAGUGGUUCAGUCCCUCAUCGUUGCCAAGUCUGUCAGCGAAUGUUCCUUUAGCUCUCUCACCCCGGGCCGCCUCUACAAUGUGACCAUAGCUACCAGAAGCGGCAAAUAUGAAAACCAUUCCUUUGGCCAAGAAAGGACAGUGCCUGACAAGGUCCAAGGCGUCAGUGUCAGCAACUCUGCCAAGAGUGACUCUCUGAAGGUGUCCUGGGUGCAUGCUGCUGGGGACUUUGAUCAUUAUGAAGUCACCAUUAAAAACAAACACAACUUCAUUCAAACCAAAAACAUUCCCAAAUCAGAAAAUGAGUGUGUCUUUGCUCAGCUGGUCCCAGGACGGUUGUACAGUGUCACUGUUAGUACAAAAAGUGGACAAUAUGAAGCCAGUGAACAGGGGAAUGGAAGAACAAUCCCAGAACCUGUAAAGGAUCUAACACUGCAGAACAGAAGCACUGAAGACCUGCACGUGACCUGGUUGCCAGCUGAUGGGGACGUGGACCAGUACGAGAUCCAACUCCUUUUCAAUGACAUGAAAGUAUUUCCUCCUUUUCACCUGGUAAAUACUGCGACAGAGUUUCGGUUUACCUCCCUAACACCAGGGCGCCAGUAUACCAUUCUUGUCUUGACCAUCAGUGGAGAUGUACAGCAGUCAGCCUUCAUUGAAGGCUUAACAGUUCCUAGCGCUGUCAAAAAUAUUCACAUUUCUCCCUAUGGAGCAACAGAUAGCUUGACAGUGACUUGGAGCCCUGGCGGGGGAGAUGUAGACUCAUAUGUGGUGACAGCAUUCAGGCAGAAUCAGAAGGUUGACUCCCAGACUGUUCCCAAGCACAUCUCUGAACACACAUUCCACCGACUGGAGGCUGGAGAACAGUAUCUGAUCACUAUUGCCUCACUCAGCGGGUCCCUGGAGAACCAAGUAGAUGCACUUGGACGGACAGUCCCAGCCUCUGUUCAGGGAGUAAUUACAGACAAUGCAUACAGCAGUCAUUCCUUAACAGUAAGCUGGCAAAAAUCUGUUGGUAUGGCAGAAAGAUAUGAUAUCCUGCUCCUAAAUGAAAAUGGGAUCCUUCUGAGCAAUACCUCAGAGCCAGCCACUGUGAAGCAGCACAAAUUUGAAGAUCUAACACCAGGCAAGAAAUACAAGAUACAGAUCCUAACUGUCAGUGGAGGCCUCUUUAGCAAGGAAGCCCAAGCUGAAGGUCGAACAGUCCCAGCAGCUGUCACCAAUCUAAGAAUCACUGAAAACUCCACACGACACCUGUCAUUCAGCUGGACCUCCUCAGAGGGGGAGCUCAACUGGUACAAUAUCUUUCUGUACAACCCAGACCGCACACUUCAGGAGAGAGCACAAGUUGACCCACCAGUUCAGAGCUUCACUUUCCAGAACUUGCUUCAAGGCCGAAUGUACAAGAUGGUGAUCGUCACUCACAGUGGGGAGCUGUCUAACGAGGCUUUUAUAUUCAGCAGAACAGUCCCAGCCACCGUGAGUCAACUGAAGGGAUCCAACCGGAACAUGACAGACAGCCUUUGGUUCAGCUGGAGUCCAGCCUCUGGGGACUUUGAUUUUUAUGAGUUGAUUCUCUACAAUCCCAAUGGCACAAAAAAGGAAAACUGGAAAGACAAAGACCUGACAGAGUGGCGUUUCCAUGGCCUUAUCCCUGGUAGGAAGUACACACUGUGUGUGGUAACUCACAGUGGCGAUCUCAGCAAUAAAGUCACGGGAGAGGGCAGAACAGCCCCAAGUCCUCCCAGUCUUUUGUCAUUUGCUGAUGUUGCAAAUACAUCCUUGGCCAUCACCUGGAAGGGACCCCCUGACUGGACAGACUACAAUGAUUUUGAGCUACAGUGGCUACCCAGAGAUGCGCUCACUGUUUUCAACCCCUACAGCAACAGAAAAUCAGAAGGACGCAUUGUGUACGGUCUUCGUCCGGGGAGAUCCUAUCAAUUCAGUGUCAAGACUGUUAGUGGUGAUGCCUGGAAAACAUACAGCAAACCAAUUUUUGGAUCUGUGAGGACAAAGCCUGACAAGAUACAAAACCUGCACUGCCGACCCCAGAACUCCACAGCCAUCGCCUGCUCUUGGAUCCCUCCUGAUUCUGACUUCGAUGGCUACAGCAUUGAAUGCCGAAAAAUGGACACCCAAGAAAUUGAGUUCUCCAGGAAGUUAGAGAAAGAAAAAUCUCUGCUCAACAUCAUGAUGCUGGUGCCUCAUAAGAGAUACCUGGUAUCCAUCAAAGUACAGUCGGCUGGUGUGACGAGCGAGGUGGUGGAAGACAGCACAAUCACAAUGAUAGACCGCCCUCCUCCACCACCUCCACAUAUCCGUGUGAAUGAAAAGGAUGUGCUAAUUAGCAAAUCUUCCAUCAACUUCACUGUCAACUGCAGCUGGUUCAGUGACACCAACGGAGCUGUGAAAUACUUCACAGUGGUGGUGAAAGAAGCUGAUGGCAGGGAUGACUUAAAGCCAGAACCACAGCACCCUCUUCCUUCCUACCUAGAGUACAGGCAGAAUGCUUCCAUCCACAUGUACCAGACCAAUUAUUUUGCCAGCAAAUGUACCGAAAGUCCUGACAGCAAUGCUAAGAGUUUUAACAUUAAGCUUGGAGCAGAGAUGGACAGCCUGGGUGGGAAAUGCGAUCCCAGUCAGCAGAAAUUCUGUGAUGGACCACUGAAGCCACACACUGCCUACAGAAUCAGCAUUCGUGCUUUUACUCAGCUAUUUGAUGAGGACCUGAAAGAAUUCACAAAGCCACUGUAUUCAGAUACAUUUUUUUCUUUGCCUAUCACCACUGAAUCAGAGCCCUUGUUUGGCAUCAUUGAAGGUGUGAGUGCUGGGCUGUUUCUGAUUGGCAUGCUGGUGGCUCUGGUUGCCUUAUUCAUCUGCAGACAGAAAGCAAGCCAUGGGAGAGAAAGGCCCUCAGCUCGCUUGAGCAUUCGUAGGGACCGCCCAUUAUCUGUCCACUUGAAUCUGGGCCAGAAAGGUAACCGGAAAACUUCUUGCCCCAUAAAAAUAAAUCAGUUUGAAGGACAUUUCAUGAAACUGCAGGCUGACUCCAACUACCUUCUAUCCAAGGAAUAUGAGGACUUAAAAGACAUAGGUCGAAACCAGUCAUGUGACAUUGCACUCUUGCCAGAGAACAGAGGGAAAAAUCGAUACAACAAUAUAUUGCCCUAUGAUGCCUCUCGAGUGAAGUUGUCCAAUGUAGAUGAUGACCCUUGCUCUGACUACAUCAAUGCCAGCUACAUCCCGGGCAACAACUUCAGAAGAGAAUACAUAGCUACUCAGGGACCACUUCCUGGCACAAAGGAUGACUUCUGGAAAAUGGCAUGGGAACAGAACGUUCACAACAUUGUCAUGGUGACCCAGUGUGUGGAGAAGGGCCGAGUAAAGUGUGAUCACUACUGGCCUGCGGACCAGGAUUCCCUCUACUAUGGAGACCUCAUCCUGCAGAUGCUGUCAGAAUCGGUGCUGCCCGAGUGGACCAUCAGAGAGUUUAAGAUAUGCAGUGAGGACCAGCUGGAUGCCCACAGACUCAUCCGUCACUUUCACUACACGGUGUGGCCAGACCAUGGAGUCCCAGAGACCACCCAGUCCCUGAUCCAGUUUGUGAGAACUGUCCGGGACUACAUCAACAGAACCCCAGGUCCUGGGCCCACUGUGGUGCACUGCAGUGCUGGUGUAGGUAGAACUGGAACCUUCAUUGCAUUGGAUCGAAUCCUCCAGCAAUUAGACUCCAAAGACUCUGUGGACAUUUAUGGAGCAGUGCAUGACUUAAGGCUUCACAGGGUUCACAUGGUUCAAACUGAGUGUCAAUACGUAUACCUGCAUCAGUGUGUAAGGGAUGUCCUCAGAGCAAGGAAGCUACGAAAUGAACAAGAAAAUCCUUUGUUUCCAAUCUACGAAAAUGUGAACCCAGAGUAUCACAGAGAUGCUGUCUAUUCAAGGCAUUAAGAAUGUACUCAGAGAUCUCCUGGAUAAAAAAAAAAAAAACACAAAAAC